GGCGAGCUCCUUUGAGGGGGGGAGCCCGGCGGGCGGCGAGGCGCUGGGAGCCAUAGGGAAGCGGAGCUUCUUCUGCUGCUGUUCCUUCCUCCUUUUUCUCCUGGCUGGCCCCCGCCAGUAGCCCAUCAGCCAAAGAUCUUCGUCCCUGCUAUGCACAAUGUCUGGUUCAGUGGAUGACGUGCCUUGCAUGAACUUUGAAGCCAACAUAUUUGCAAAGAGCCUGUGCCAGCACUGUUUCCGAGCCGCAGGGGCUCACCAGCAUGCUACCCAGGAUCAUGCCACGGAAGUCACAGGGCGCGAUGCCUGCAGCGACGCAGCCCCGCGAGAGCCCUGGGACUCCCUCCAUAUUUUAGCCCCGCAGUGCGAGGUAUACGUGUGUGUGGGCCCGGCGGAGGGCACGGAGCGCUCUCCUCCGAAGACCUGCUUUGCCGUGGACGUGGUGGCAUCCCGCGUCGCUCGCGCCUCCCCCAGUAACGGCCUUCUCCCCGUCCCAGAGCGCCGUGCUGCCAGCCAGAAGCCUGAGGAGAGCUGGCCAAAGCACCGAAAAACUGACCCUCCCUGGGCAUCCACCCUGCCGCGUGCCCCAGCUGGCUCCCCGCCGGCCUGUAGUGACCCCCUGAGUGGCAGUGGGCACCUCUCUGGCCCACGGGUUCGAGAGUCCCACAGCUACUCCGGCGGUGGGGCUGCAGAGGGGCGGCACGGGCUGGAGAGGCAGGAGUACACGGUGCUGGCAGACCUGCCCAAGGCCAAGCGCCUCAGCCAGCGGGACGCUGUUGACCGCUAUGGUUCCCGGACACUCAGCCCUGGCCGAGUGGAGGUGGAGAGGAUAUUUGGAUGCGAACGCAGGAAAUCAGAGACGCUGGAGGCCUUCCAGGCUCUGGAGGAGGGCCGUGUGGACCGGCUCGAUGGCAAGACGCCGGUGCCACCCAGCAAAGGCCACCUAACUCGGAGGCGGUCCAGUCCCAGCCUGCCCAGGGAGGGUCAGCGACUCUCCUGGCAGCUUGAGCAGCGCAGCAGAGACCCCAAGGAGACCCGGCGUUCCCCCAGCCCAGCUCGGCACCCCGAGAAGGCAAACAGGACCCGGGGGGACUCCCCACGCCCUGCCAGCCCUGGCUGGCUGCUGGAGAGAGGCAGCCAGAGCCCACGCUCUGCAAGCCCAGCCCGCAGGUCGGAGAAGAGAGCAGGGGAGCCCCUGAACCGUCCCUGUCGCACUGAGAAAAGCUGGAGAAGCCGAGGGGAGCCUGCCCGGUCCCCAAACUUGGAGAGGGGCCGAGCCACCUGGCAAGCAGGGGGUAUACGGCAAGCACUGGAGAAGAAGAGCCGAGGAGAUUCCCUGCACCCCACAAGUGCUGGGAAGGGCUCAGAUAAUGUCAGGCUGAGCCGGGCAGGGCCACCACCACGGGCCCUCAGUCCUGGGAGACGUACAGAGAGCACAAGGAAAAGCCAAAAGGAGAGCUCCCCUCCCAGCUUGGUGCGGUGGGCAGAGAGGCAACGAGCGAAGCCAGGGGAGCCGCUGCACCUUGCAGGGCCCAGGAAGCCAUCUGAAUGCAGCUGGCAGAGCCUGCGGGAAAAGCUGACAUCCUCCCAACCCUCUAAGGGCACCAGCAGUGACUGGAAAGGCCGAGGCAAGCCCCUGCGCCCCAUGAGCCCAACACGACCACUGGAGCAGGACUGGAGGGGCCGGGGGGAUGCCCGCCAAGCACAGGUGUGGGAGAAGGACUGGAAGCGCCAAGAGAUGCCCGUGUGCCAUGCAGUUGUGAUGCGCCAGCUGGAAAGGGACUGGAAAAACCCUGCUAGGUGUCUGGAUGUGGGACUACGGUCAGAUGACAGCUGGAGAAGGCCUGAGAGUCCAGUACAGGAUCUGGAGGAGGACUGGAAGGGUCCCAAGCUCGCACAAGAUACACACAACCCUGAGAAGCCACUGGAAAGUGACUGGGGGAACAAGAGUCUUCUCAUUUACCAUCCCCAGCUGGGUGGAAGCACCUUCACACCGCAAAGCAGCACUGGCUCCUCAGGAAGCCCACAGCCACAUUUGAAUGCCAGUAAGAAGCGCAACAAGCCGGAUCUUCUCAAUUUCAAGAAGGGAUGGAUGUCCAUCCUGGACGAGCCGGGAGAGUGGAAGAAACAUUGGUUUGUGCUGACUGACUCGAGCCUGAGGUAUUACCGGGACUCGAACGCAGAGGAGGCUGAUGACCUUGACGGAGAAAUCGACCUCCGUUCCUGCACGGAUGUGACGGAGUUCGCGGUGCAGCGCAACUACGGCUUCCAGAUACACACAAAGGAUGCCGUCUUCACCCUGUCAGCAAUGACCUCUGGCAUCCGGCGCAACUGGAUCGAGGCCCUGAGGAAGAAUGUGCGCCCAGUCAGUGCUCCAGACGUCACCAAACUCUCAGAGUGCAACAAGGAGAACUUCCGUAACUGCGUUCCCCAGAAAGGCUCACUCCGGGCGGAGGAGCAGCAGCGGCUGGGCUCGGGCUCCGAGGGGAACUCAAAAGGCAGUCACUGGAAGGCGGAUGGGCAGCGCCAUGCCUUUGACUACGUGGAGCUGUCUCCCUUCCCACAAGACCCCGGGAAUCAGGCGUCCCUGCAGAGGACGAAAGGGAGCUUGAGGAUCUCCGACCGAACUCCCAAGUACGAGGAGCUGGAGCGAGAUCUGGCCAUGCGCUCGGAGGAGAGGCGGAAAUGGUUUGAGAGCCCCGAUGGCAGGGUCCCCAACAGCGAUGGCCCAGCAGGAGACUCCUCCCGCAAGGUCGGGGAGCAGGACCUCCCCGCUCCUCCACUUUCAGAGGACCAACGAAUUCGUCUGAAUGAGGAGAUAGAGAAGAAGUGGCUGGAGCUGGAACGCCUGCCCUUGAAGGACUUGCAGCGGGUGCCCUUGACAGCACUGCUGAACCAGGGCAAGGGAGGGCAGGGAGACACCAGUGAGGCGCUGAAAAAGGAGAUCCAGUCACUGCGGGCACAGCUGGAGUCCUGCCGGGCCAGAAAUGAGAGCCUUCGGGAGGCAGCAAAAUCCCAGGGAGACAGCCAUGUGCCCCGAGGGUACAUCUCACAGGAGGCCUGUGAGCGCAGCCUGGCUGAGAUGGAGUCAUCUCACCAGCAAGUGAUGGAGGAGCUGCAGAGGCACCACCAGCGGGAGCUGGAGCGGCUGCGGCAGGAGAAGGAGCGGCUCCUGGCAGAGGAGGCAGCGGCAACGGCAGCAGCCAUUGAGGCGCUGAAGAAAGCCCACCGGGAGGAGAUGAAUAAGGAGCUGGGCAGGACACGGAGCUUCCAGCAGUGCAGCUCUCUCCCAGAAGCCCUCCAGAAGCAGCACCAGUUGGACGUGGAGUCGCUGAAGCGGGAACUGCAGGUGCUUUCUGAGCAGUAUUCCCAAAAGUGCCUGGAAAUUGGGGAGCUCACCCAGAAGGCAGAAGAGCGGGAGCAGAUAUUGGAGCGCUGUCAGCAGGAGGGGAAGGACCUCCUCCGGAAAAAUCAGGAGCUGCAGACCCGUCUGUCGGAUGAGAUCGGGAAGCUGCGCAGCUUUAUUUCGUCACGGGGCUCUGGGGACCGCACCUCUCACAACAACGAGCGGAGUUCCUGCGAGCUGGAGGUGCUGCUGCGGGUGAAGGAGAAUGAGCUCCAGUACGUAAAGAAGGAAGUGCAGUGCCUCCGGGAGGAGCUGCAGAUGAUGCAAAAGGACAAGAGAUUUGCCUCAGGGAAAUACCAAGAUGUCUAUGCAGAGCUGAAUCACAUCAAGGUGCGCUCAGAGCGAGAGAUCGAGCAGCUGAAGGAGCACCUGCGCCUGGCCAUGGCGGCUCUGCAGGAGAAGGAGUCGCUGUGCAACAGCAAGUAACGGUCUGCUCUACGUUUGUUAUCUGUUCUUGUUUUGUAUUUGCUCCAUUCCUCACUUGUGGGGAGAGAGAGGUUGAAUCCCCAUCCGUUAUCACCUUGGCAAGGAAUCCCACACACCCCCAACCUCCUCACUCCCCUCCCAAAGCUUUUUUGAUGAACCCUUUUUGCCUGCAUACCUGAGCACAUUGUUUGGACUGGCUCCUUACAUGCACCUUCUUCAGGAUUUUAUAUGUGAAAAUUAUAUUUUAUAGAGGAAUUUUUCUCCCAUGGAAAGGAGGGGAAGAGGAGGAGGACAACUUUUACUACGUCACCAGCAUUUUUCUAACCUGAAAAAGAGAAUCUGGUUUUUCCCCCUUUCCUAGCCCCCUUUCUCUUGGCCACACACAGCCACCUUUGGCACAUACUCCCUCUCUUCCAUAUGUCUCCACGGUCCCCCUGGGAUGUACAGCAAGGACCAUGCUCCCCCUCCCUGUGCCACCCCCAGGGACCUGUGGAGAAGACACGCAAGCCAUAGGAGAGAGCUGCCAGGGCAAUCUGCCAUGGAUGUGCUUGCCUGAGACGGUUGAAAGAGGACACCUUGGCAAGAGUCCGCAUGAUCGAGCUCUCUCUCCGUGACUGCCCUUUUGGCUCCUGCAAGAACCUGAACUGGCAGGAGCCCAGAGCCACGGGGCUUCUCCUUUCUGGGGAAGUGGAGCUGUGAGGCUGCUACUGCACCUGCCCGAGCCAACCUCCCCAAGGUGGCAGCUGCUGCUGCUCCGCUGUGCCCUUCAACUUUUAACUUAAUAAAAUCUUCCCCUUUCGCUGAGAAAAA
This is a messenger RNA of Corvus hawaiiensis (hawaiian crow), 4639 nucleotides long. It is a transcript of the gene TRIOBP, whose product is annotated as TRIO and F-actin binding protein. Lineage: Eukaryota; Metazoa; Chordata; Aves; Passeriformes; Corvidae. Bases 158 to 3829 code for a protein of 1223 amino acids. The record is from RefSeq and is a predicted model, not a curated record. Gene Ontology annotation, biological process: positive regulation of substrate adhesion-dependent cell spreading; actin filament organization. The transcript has 20 exons. Gene Ontology annotation, cellular component: actin cytoskeleton. Gene Ontology annotation, molecular function: actin filament binding.